Amborella trichopoda is the source of this 712-nucleotide messenger RNA. RefSeq lists its product as uncharacterized. The record is from RefSeq and is a predicted model, not a curated record. Lineage: Eukaryota; Viridiplantae; Streptophyta; Magnoliopsida; Amborellales; Amborellaceae.
GGUCCUUUUUACUUCUCCUUUAUUUUUUAUAUACUUCUUUUGAUGACCUAAACAGUAAGGGCAAAUUUAGGGAUUCUUGUUUAAUGAUCUCUAACAAUCACGCCACAAUUUCUUUUGUAUAAUUUUGUGUUCCGGGGCAAAUUGAAUCUCCCUGUAAAUCUAAAUGUUAAUGUAUUUAUUGUCUAUUCCUGGUUCUUGAGUGCUGGUAUUCCUGUGAAGAAAGGCCUGAAGCAUUGCUAUACAAAAUGGUCCUCACAAACUUCAACGGCAGUGGUGUAGGUUUUGGUUUUGGCAUUGGUUGUGGUUUUGGAGUUGGAUGGGGUUUUGGGGGUGUGCCUUUGAAUAUCUUGGGGCUGGGCAUGGGGGGAGGUUGUGGAGUUGGACUUGGCCUUGGUUGGGGCUUUGGAACUGCCUUUGGAUGUCAAUACAGGAAUUCUGAGAUCACGUUUCAGGGUAAUGAUUUCCACAGCUCAAAGGUUCAGAGGGAGGGGACGAUGCCGCCAAAUUCUGCCAAAUCAUGUUGUGAAUGACGUUCCAAUAUCAUUAUUGCCUCUUGCUGACAUUUUAGAGCAUAUACUAGGAUAGGCUCCACAGUCACUGAAAUAUACAUUUCUUUAUAAUUUUCUUUAUUGCAUUUCCUAUAUCUAGCUGUCACAUGAGCAUUUGCGCACUUGGUGUUGCUUGUUUAGUAUACUUGCAUAGUUCAUGCCUA